CGAUGGUCGACGACUUGCAGUCGUCGGAAGAGCUGGCCUUUGUGGCCGAAGAAGUCGACCGCAUCAUCCUCCAGUCGGUCGAGUACUUUUUAAAAGACCGGUCGUAUGAAGAGUCCGAGGUGUCGCACUGGGUCGACUCGAUCUGCGAUGGCAUCAUGAAGGGCCUCUGCGAGCUGCGCAAGCCGCUCAAGUACAUAGUAAGCUGCGUCAUCAUGCAAAAGAACGGCGCGGGCGUCCACUCGGCCGUGUCGUGCCACUGGGACACGGCCAUCGACGGUGCCCACGUCGUCAAGUGGCCAAGUGACAAGCACAAGGAGCACAACCGUACCAUGUACUGCAUCGUGACGGUUGGUGGUCUUGGCUUCUAG
Molecule: messenger RNA, 368 nt
Organism: Saprolegnia parasitica CBS 223.65
Lineage: Eukaryota; Oomycota; Saprolegniomycetes; Saprolegniales; Saprolegniaceae
Exons: 5
Biological process (GO): microtubule-based movement
Cellular component (GO): cytoplasm; cytoplasmic dynein complex
Molecular function (GO): dynein intermediate chain binding
Source: RefSeq, a predicted model, not a curated record